Molecule: messenger RNA, 843 nt
Organism: Meloidogyne enterolobii
Lineage: Eukaryota; Metazoa; Nematoda; Chromadorea; Rhabditida; Meloidogynidae
Source: the annotation of a GenBank genome assembly
AUGCACUUACGUCAUUAUUAUCGCCAUCAAAAUAAAAUUUCAAGGCCACUAUUUUAUUUGUUAUUAUUUAUUUUGGCUUUUUUAUUUUUAAUUUGGUGGAAUUCUUUAACUGAAAAUGUUGUUGAAAUGCCUCAUAGACAACGACUACUGCCACCACCAAUUUUUAAAAAAUUCAGGCAACAUUCAAAAUUUGAAGAGGACGGAAAUAAUCAAAUGACCUUUAAAGAAGAACCAGAAAAUCAACCUCCACCUCCAUUAAUGCCUGUUGCUGUACCUCCACCAAAAAAGGCAAAUGUUGUUCAAGUAACAAUUUAUAUGGAAGCACAAUGUCCAGACACAACGGGUUUUAUCAGACGCCAAUUAUUGCCUUCCUGGUCGAGGCUGAGUUCUACACGAAGAUUAAACGUAACUCUUGUGCCUUUUGGAAAAGCUAGUUGUGUAGCUGAAGAGGAUGAUUACAAAUGUGACUGCCAACACGGAAAAGAUGAAUGCGAAUUGAAUCAGUUAAUGAAUUGUGCAAUAGAACAUUUACCAGAUCCAGAAAGCCAUAUUCCUUUAAUUGGAUGUGUUCAAGGCAAAGACAAUUUAAUUGCAGCUUUUAGAAGUUGUUUAAAUGGGCAUUCUUCUUCUGAUUUAUUAUGGACUUGUUCUAUAGGCAAACUUGGCCGCCGCCUUCACGCUCUCGCUGGAAACAAAACAAUUUCUAUCGGUGAUUCUUUUAAUUUUGUUCCAUGGGUUGUUUUGGAUGGUCAAAGGGAAAAUGAUGCAUUUUAUGCUUUAGAAGAGAAUCUCUGUAAACGGAUACAUGAUCCAGUACCAAAACAAUGUCUCAAGUUUUUGUGA